Molecule: messenger RNA, 783 nt
Organism: Spinacia oleracea (spinach)
Lineage: Eukaryota; Viridiplantae; Streptophyta; Magnoliopsida; Caryophyllales; Amaranthaceae
Exons: 3
Coding region: 12-605 (197 amino acids)
Source: RefSeq, a predicted model, not a curated record
CAAAACAAAACAUGAGUGAUGAGCAUAGCUUUGAAUACUUUAGGGAUUUUAGUCCAACCAGUGUUAUUAAGGAAGUUGAUCUCGCUGAUGAGGAGGAGGAUGAGGAUGAGGAUGAGGAUGAGGACACCCUUUUGCUAAAUGAGGAGGCAAACGAAGACGACCAAGCAUCCAUUCUAGACGAUGUAGCUAAUUUCAUCAAAUCCUUGAAGCUCCAAAUUGAGGUUUUGGAAGCUAGGGCUAAGGCGAACCCUUUUCACAUGAAAAUGAAAGCUAAUACUCCGGUCAUAAGUCAUGUUCUGCAUUUAAAAAGACAUAUAGAUAUAUAUCGAAGUGAUAUAGGGCCAAGUCAAUGGGAUAGGCCAGCUAUGCAAGCAUAUUGUUUGAUGUGUACUUUGCCAGACAUCGAACCUUGGAUCCGACUUAAAACACAAUGUUAUCAUGAGUUGAAUAACUUUAUACCUUUGGAACCUACUUUGAACUUUUAUGAUAGUGUUCAAUGGCCAAGAUGUUAUGCAUCUAUGGCUUUGUCAUGCUCUGAGUUUGAGUACUACUACGUUCACGGCCAAUUUGUUACUCGUUUUCCUACGAAUAAUCCGACUACCUGAGAUUGAGGGACGACUCAGCUCGGAGAUUAAAGCAAAAGAGGUCAAGCGAUGAAUGAUUUAUAGGAUAGGAUCGAGGUACAGACUUCGUGAAUGUAUAUGUAUAUAAUUCGAACAAGUUGUUGUAUUUCUAAGUUAUUAGUAUUCAAAUCAUGAAAUAAAAACGCUUUUUAAUAUAUUA